AUGACUCAAACCACACGUGAUCUGGAGAUGAAUGGGGCUGUUCAGCACCACUGGUCAACUACAAUGCAACCACCUCCUACUGCAAGUAUAACAUACAGUAGAACUGAGUUACUAGCCCUAGGCCACAACAUGCCUAGGCAAUGGAUACCAAGUAAAACUUACACCACCCUUAAAGACUUGGGUAUCUUCCGAUAUCGGAGUAGACGUGCUGGAUCCCAUAUUCGACGCAAACCUUCCAAACUAUGGAACAAUGACACUACUAAUGAGCCCUCCCCAGCCAACUCUCAUGGACCACUUCCGGUCCAUAUAAUAUCAAGAACGGACAAAAAAACACACGUUAACCAUCAGACUGGUGUCAACUUGAUUAACCUGAGACCUAUCCCCAGAGAAACAUACAGUAAGCUUAAUGUAUAUUUAUGGAAUGCCAACAGUGUGAGAAAUAAGACCAACAUUCUGUUUGAUUACAUCUUAGAACAUGAUGUGGACAUAAUGUGCAUCACCGAAUCUUGGUUGCGGCACAACGAUUCUGUUGUCAUCAUUGAUCUCAAGCCUACCUCCUUCGAGUUUGCUUGCGUGUGUGACUCUGGCAAUCAGUUUCGACUUUAUGUGGUGUACCGACCCCCUCCAUCACCAAGGAAUGGAUUAAAGACUUCUGAUUUCCUAUCACAAUUUGAUGACUUUCUGGAUGAAGUUACACUUUUCUCUGGUAAGCUCUUGUUUUUGGGGGGUUUCAACUUACAUCUUGAUAACCCAUCCAAGCCAGAGGUUGCACACUUCCUCACAUCAAUUGCUGAUGCUGGUCUGUCACAACACAUCACUGAACCUACUCACAAAUUCGGUCAUACAUGUACAUUGGACCUGAUCAUUUCUCGCCCUGAUGACCUCCUUGUGAUCGCUUGCACUGUUCUUGACAUUUUGUACUCGGAUCACCAUGUCAUCAAAUGUGUGAUUAAUCGUGCGAAACCACAUCACCCGAAGAUAACCACCAAUUCAAGAAACUACAGGGAUCUUGACAAUGAUGCUUUUAGGAGCGACAUGAUUCAUGCCCUUGAAUCAUUUCCCUUUGAUGGUUCCAUCGAAGGUCAAGUUUCAUGCUAUGAGAAGACCAUUUCAACACUGCUGGAUCUCCAUUGUCCUGUAACAACACAUACUCGCAUGCUCAAAUCAAAUCCACCUUGGUACAAUGCUGAGAUUCACCUGGCUAGACGUACUCGACGCAAAUGUGAAAGAACCUGGCGCAAAAGUGGACAUGCUGAAGACCGUCAAAAAUAUCUCGACCAAAUUCAUCAAUUGUCCAAAGUUAUUCGCCAGGAGAAAUCGAAAUACUACACUAACCACCUCUCAUCCGCUGACACUAAGACUGUGUUUAAGACGCUUAACACGUUGUUAAAUCGCUCUGUUGUCUCCCUACCUUCGAGUGACUCAAUGAAGUCACUUAGUAACCGUUUUUGCAACUACUUCAAGGAGAAGAUUACUAAAAUCAGGCAAUCCAUCAGAUCUUCUCUAAGUGACCCAAAUGUCCAACAGGCCGAAUCACAACACCUGACUGAACAGUGUUGCCCUAAUGUCCAGCCCCCAGAGCUCACAGACUUCUUUUUCCUGAGCCCAGAUGAGGUUGCUAAGCUUGUCAUGAAGUCUCACAGUAAAUCAUGUGGUCUCGACCCAUUGCCCACAUGGCUCCUUAAGAAGAACUUGGAUAUUAUGCUGCCUGCUCUGUCAUCAAUUGUGAACACAUCCCUGUCUGCUGGAUCAUUUCCUUCUUCCCUGAAAGAAGCCAUAGUCACACCCAUUCUGAAGAAACACAACUUGGACUGUAACAAUCUUAAGAACUUCAGACCUGCGUUUUUGUCUAAGAUCAUUGAAAAAGCAGCUCUGUGCAGUGUAAAUAACCAUGUUUGUAGUAAUAAUCUCACUCAAAUGUAUCAGUCUGCCUACAGCAGGCCACAGUACGGAGACGGCUCUGCUGAGAGUCAAGAGUGA
Molecule: messenger RNA, 1980 nt
Organism: Asterias rubens (European starfish)
Lineage: Eukaryota; Metazoa; Echinodermata; Asteroidea; Forcipulatida; Asteriidae
Exons: 2
Coding region: 1-1980 (659 amino acids)
Molecular function (GO): catalytic activity
Source: RefSeq, a predicted model, not a curated record